Molecule: messenger RNA, 1089 nt
Organism: Priceomyces carsonii
Lineage: Eukaryota; Fungi; Ascomycota; Pichiomycetes; Serinales; Debaryomycetaceae
Gene: XYL2
Product: L-iditol 2-dehydrogenase
Exons: 1
Coding region: 1-1089 (362 amino acids)
Biological process (GO): D-sorbitol catabolic process
Molecular function (GO): L-iditol 2-dehydrogenase (NAD+) activity; zinc ion binding
Source: RefSeq, a predicted model, not a curated record
AUGGUUUCAAAUCGUUCUUUGGUUCUCAACAAGGUUGACGAUCUUUCUUUCGAAGAUUUAAAAGCUCCUGAAAUUAGUGAUCCUCAUGAAGUUUUGGUUGAAGUCAAGAAAACAGGAAUUUGUGGAUCCGAUAUUCAUUACUAUGCUCAUGGAAGGAUCGGACAAUUCGUCUUGAAGAAGCCUCUUGUUAUGGGUCAUGAGUCUUCAGGUAUCGUUAGCAAAGUAGGUGAUAAGGUUGAAAGUGUGAAAGUAGGCGAUAAGGUUGCAAUCGAGCCAGGUCUUCCAUCUAGACUCAGUGAUGAAUAUAAAUCGGGUCAUUAUAACUUAUGUCCUCAUAUGGUGUUUGCUGCAACCCCUAGUAGUGAUGGCAAUAAUCCUCCAGGUACUUUAUGUAAAUACUACAAGAGUCCAGAAGACUUCUUAGUUAAGUUACCAGAUCAUGUCAGUCUUGAAUUGGGUGCUCUUGUUGAGCCAUUAAGUGUCGGAGUGCACGCAGUUAAGUUGGCAUCUAUCACUUUCGGAGAAAAUGUUGCUGUAUUUGGAUCGGGGCCCGUUGGUCUUCUUGCAGCAGCAUCAGCACUCAAGUUUGGAGCUAGCUCAGUCGUUUUGAUUGAUAUUGUUGAUUCAAAGUUAGAGAUCGGGAAAGAAAUCGGAGUUGCCUCUCAUACCUUUAACUCAAAGACUGGUGGAAGCUUUGAAGAAUAUAUUAAGAGGGAGAAAUUGGGUGCCAUUGACGUCGUUUUGGAGUGUUCCGGUGCCGAACCAUGUAUUCAAAUGGGAGUGAACUCGUUAAGACCUGGUGGCCGUUAUGUUCAAGUAGGAAAUGCCGGCGGUUUAGUCAAAUUCCCAAUCACGGAAUUUUCUACAAGAGAGCUUACUUUGUUUGGUGCCUUUAGAUAUGGUUUCAACGACUUUAAGACCUCUGUAAAGAUCUUAGAUGAUAACUAUAAGAACGGUAAAGAGCAUGCCGCUAUCGAUUUCGAGAGAAUCAUUACACACAGAUUUAAGUUUGCCGACGCUAUUAAGGCAUAUGAUGUUGUUAGAGGGGGUAAUGGAUGUAUCAAGUGCAUCAUUGACGGUCCUGAAUAG